AUGACGCCAGUUUCUACUAAUGGAGCCCCCCCCGUGGCACUGCCAAACGUGCCCUUUACUAACCCACCCGCUUCUUGUGAUGAACAGAAGGUCGUUCGCUCGCCACUCGAUUACCUUCUCAACGUGCCUGGCAAGGAUCUCCGAAAAAAGCUGAUCUCAGCCUUCCAGGUAUGGCUGGAGGUCUCCGAAGAAAAGCUGCAAGUCAUCAACAGUAUUGUAGGGUUACUCCACACGGCAUCCCUCAUGAUCGAUGAUAUCCAAGAUGGGUCCAAGCUGCGACGUGGGAUUCCCGUGGCCCAUGCUGUAUUUGGGGUGGCUCAGACAAUAAACUCGGCCAAUUAUGCUUAUUUCCUCGCCCAGCAGGAGCUUGCAAAGCUGGGGAACCCCAAGGCCUUUGAGAUAUUUACUGAGGAGAUGCUCAAUCUACAUUGUGGACAAGGCAUGGAUCUCUACUGGCGAGAGUCGCUUGUGUGCCCGACAGAGGAAGAGUACCUCCGAAUGGUCUCCAACAAAACCGGCGGUCUGUUCAGGCUGGCGAUCAGGCUGAUGCAGAUGGCGAGUGAGAGCGACCUAGACUGUGUUCCUCUGGUUGACCUGCUGGGCGUCAUGUUCCAAAUCCGGGAUGACUAUCAGAAUCUGCAGAGUGACAGCUACAGCAAAAACAAAGGCUUCGGUGAAGACCUCAGCGAGGGGAAGUUUUCCUUUCCCAUCAUUCACAGCAUUCGAUCGAAUCCAGCCGACCUUCAGCUCCUCAACAUCUUAAUACGGCGAACGGACGACGACGAUGUCAAACACGCGGCCAUACGGUAUAUUGACUCUACUGGGUCUUUCGAUUACUGUCGGCAGAGGUUGCGAGAAAUAGGGACGGCGGCCCGUGAUAUGGUGCACAACAUGAGUGGCGAUGCAGACGCGGUUCAGAAUAUCUACAGGAUCAUUGAGCUCUUCGAGCUUUCUGCUUGA
Aspergillus tanneri is the source of this 960-nucleotide messenger RNA. Its product is annotated as FPP/GGPP synthase family protein. Gene Ontology annotation, molecular function: prenyltransferase activity. Gene Ontology annotation, biological process: isoprenoid biosynthetic process. The transcript has 4 exons. The record is from RefSeq and is a predicted model, not a curated record. Lineage: Eukaryota; Fungi; Ascomycota; Eurotiomycetes; Eurotiales; Aspergillaceae. The coding region runs from base 1 to 960 and encodes 319 amino acids.